Notolabrus celidotus (New Zealand spotty) is the source of this 7478-nucleotide messenger RNA. Its product is annotated as ligand-dependent corepressor. The coding region runs from base 80 to 5620 and encodes 1846 amino acids. Gene Ontology annotation, biological process: regulation of transcription by RNA polymerase II. Lineage: Eukaryota; Metazoa; Chordata; Actinopteri; Labriformes; Labridae. The transcript is spliced from 7 exons. Gene Ontology annotation, molecular function: DNA binding. Gene Ontology annotation, cellular component: nucleus. The record is from RefSeq and is a predicted model, not a curated record.
GCGCGCUCUCACAGCCGCUCGCUUCCUCUUCCUCCCGUGCUGAGCUGUGCUGGUGCCCGCCAGACAAGAACGGUAGAAAAUGGCGAGUCAGUGUAAAAGGCAGCAAUGCACAAUCGACAGGCGCGGCUUUCGGCAGGAACUUGACUCGUGGAGGCACAAACUCAUUCACUGCGUGGGUUUUGAAAGCAUUCUUGAUGGUCUCUUUGGUCCGGAGCUGGUGGAAGACCUAAAAUUAUUUAAAGACUUUGAGCCCACGACAGUGUCUGACUGGUCAUUUGAUGAGAAUUGUCUGUUCUGCUGUUUAAGACGAGACAAAGUAAAGGAACACUUAAUUGGCCUGAGCCACGAGGGUCUUGAAGAUUCACCCAAACCUCUCCAGAUUAAAGAUCAAACCACAAUCAGCCGACUAGAGAGACAAGCUGAGGAAUUUCUCCAUGCAGUCCUCAACAGAAAAGAUGUGCCAAAUUUUGCGGACCCACACAUUCCAGUAGUGGCUCGAGAGAUCCUCCAGAGAAUGAUCAAACAAUUUGCUGCCGAAUAUACCUCAAAAACCAGCUCCACUCAGGACAGUCGCUCAGAUUCUCAGCCUCUCUCUGACCAAAGCCUGCCGACCCCGCCCUCCAUCUCAGGGGCUCCUCCCUCCACCAGCCCCGCUCCUUCCUCGACCGGGCCUGUACACAGCCUGAACCCUGUCCUCAGUAAGCUCCUCAUGGCAGACCAGGAUGCUCCUCUUGACCUCACCAUCAAGAAGCCCCUGGCUGUGCCUAGUGACCAAGAUGGAGUCCUUGACCUGUCAAUCAAGAAGAGUCGCUACAGCAGCAUCCUGCCUGCCCGAAGCCCCUGCAUCUCUCCUGCCUCCCCCGUGAUCAAAGGUGAGUCUCUGGACUAUCAUGUGACAAAAGCAAAAGACCUGCAGUCCACCUCCACGCUGGAACACUUCAUGGCCAAACUCUGUCCCCACCAUCAGAGACAGAUAGUAAAUGCCAUAGGUUUUCUGCAGACAGAGGUCAAAGCACUGGCACCUUCCAAUAAGAAGCAAGACUCUAUCUCUGCCUCUUGGGGCCAGGGAAUUACGUGUUCCACUCCAAAAUCCAGCACCCUCACCCCUGAGAGGUCAUUCGCUUUCACUUGCGAAUCCACACCCAAGUCAGAAGUCCAGGAUAUGUCCUAUUCUAUCCGAGGCGGCUGUGCAGCGGUGAAAGUUCAAGAGAACAUGGUACCCCUGAAAAUAUCUGCUGCUGGCCCUGCUUUGGAUCUUCGCAGCCCCGGGUCAGGGAGUAGCCAGUCUCCUGUCAGCCCCAGUGCUAAUCUAGGAGAUUCAGAUAACAGCCGUCAGGGCGAUCAUGCACCUCUUAAAAUGAAAAUUAUGACCAGUAAUGUUGCUGCCGGUCGGAGGUUGUCAUGUGUGCUCAACACCUCUUUGUCAUCUCACUCUGACACUAUGGAGGAAAGAGAGGUUAGCUUGAAUUCACCCAGCAGAACAGAGACUCACAGUGCUAGACUCAGCUCUAAUAUUAAAAGACACAAUCAGUCUAGUAGCACACACCAAGCUAGACAGAGAGAGACUCUCCGGCAAGCCAAAGAAUCACCAACAAAACUGUACUCUGGUUAUAUGACCAUUCCUCCAGACUCCCCGCGGACCGCCAGGAAGACCAUCAGAACAUCCUCUGAUCAUCGGGACUCUGCUUAUAGAGGAAUGGUUGACCCUGAUCUAGGCCACUGUGACAUUGUUUUUAUUGACAAACCAAUUACAGAGUGUUUUAAAGAGAGGCAGAGCAGCAUGGUGCCGCGUCGCAAUGCAAGAAAAAGCACCAGAGGGCACAUAUAUUGUGAUGAAAUCUGGGAGUUAAAGACGGUCCGUACACUGGCUGGGAGGGGAAACUGUCCUCAUCCAAUGCCAGAGCUGAUCACACUGGUCACCCCAAAACAAAUUCUUUCAAAGCCUGAAGGUGUACCACCUGUGGAUAUGCCUUUCGCUGGAGCAUGCAGGGAGACAAUGAUCCAACAAAUGUCCACAGAACAAUCAGAUGAGAGUGUGAUACCAGGAGCAGGAGAUAUGGUGGAGGCAGCAGCCAGCGAAGUAGACAUUGUAGUUGAAACAAGUCAGACAGAUCAGAGUCAGAGCACCGUGCAGUCUGUUCCUCCAUCUCCCAAAAGGUUACAAGUAGAGAGUAAAGAAACUGAUUUGAAUACAAAUGUAGAAGAAGAUGUAUCUGCAGAUUUAGGGAUUUCAACAGAAUGUGAGGAAAGUUUCGAUCCGGCUCCAUCUGAAGCAGAAAAAGACGACGAGCCUGAGCCCACAGAGGAGAUACAUGAACGUACGGAGCAAACAGAAGAAACAGUCGUGGAACCCUUAGAGAAUACUGCCCUAAGAGAAGAGGAGCCCCAGCUUUCAUCAGAUGAACUGCUUAGUACCGAGUCUACUCUUGAGCAGACCAGCCUACCAAUACCAGUGAAUCAAGAAGAGGAAGAGACAAAAACAGAGGGAAGUAAAGAGGAGAAAGUACAAGAUGAGCAACCUCAGGAAAUGCAGCCAGAGACACAGACACUCAACGACAAGUCUGAAGUUGCAGAAAAGCCCCAAACUACCGGUUCAGCAGAGGAGCUGCAGACGAACGAGUCAGAGAAUCAAACAUCUGAAACAGCUGAUGGUGUGACGCCUGUAGAGACAGAAGAUGACAAUGAAGAGACUGGCGUUGAUGUGUCCUCCAAGUCACUGGACGCGCUCUUGAAGGAGUUGCCCCCUUGGCGUAGAAAAAAAGGCACAGUUAUCGCUCUGCCCAAACGGUUGAGACAAUCUGAGACCGUAGUGGUGGGUUACGUUAAUGGAAGACCUGUAUCUGCCAGCGAUAGAAGUUUGCGGCGUAGAUCAAGUACCAGUACAUCUCCCAGUAGAACACCAGUGAAAUCUAGGAACAAGACUUCUGCAGAUUCCAGUCUUGAUUCAACUGCAGGAGACUUAAAUCAGGAGGAACAUCUAUCUGAAACACACUCGCCUCUCAAAUCAGCUGAGACCACUCCUGAGGUUUCACCUGUGAAAGCACCAUCUUCUACCGCGUCUAGCCCGUCAUCUAAAGCGUCCUCCAGGUCAAAACAAAUCAACAAACAAAAGAAAACUCAAGGAGGUCAGGAUGGCUCACCUGUCCUCUCUGAUCAGCUGGAUGAGGCUGCUCAGAGCACAGAGUCCAAACGGCAGCUUAGAUCGACGAGACAGAAGCCGGCUGAAUCUCAAGUACCACCACCCACAUCAGAUGCUGUCCCUUCUACUGCGUCGCCAAAACCUGCUGCUACCCAUGCUCUUUCAUCUACGGAGAACAUUCCCUCGCUACCCCUUCCUACUACGAUUCCUGUUACUGCUCCUGUAGUCAUGUCACCUCCUCCUGCAGACACUGAACAGUCUGAACAGUCUGAUGAGUCUGAACAGGCUGUACAGUCUGAAGAGAUCACAGCCCAAGAGGCGACUGAGGAAUUACACAUAGAGAAAUCCCAGCUAGCAGAAACAACUUCUGAAGAAACACAAGAGGACAAUGUAGAAAGUGGAUCGCAAGCUAAACAGAAUCUGAGUUCAGCAGAAGCCGUAGUGGACAACAGUGGGCAUGAGAAACAGCAACCAAGUGCUGAAGAAUCAGGUCCGUCAGAGACUCAAAGUCCUGUAAAGACUGAAACGCAGACUACGCCAUUGAAAAGCAAGCGGGUUCACCGAAAGGAAGUGGACGCUUUGCGGCUGGACCAGCCAAAUGUAGCAUUUUUAAAGGCCAGGUCAGCAAGCGAAGAUGAAAGUAGUUCAGACAAACCCACGAGAAUGCCGUUAAGGAGUGAGAGCACUAAGGGUGGAAUGUCUCACCAGUCUGUUACUCAGAGUCCAGUGGACAACAAGAAAUUAUCUCUGAGGUCGCAAAGAUUGGCUUCACCUCCGACCUGUUCAGUUGCUGUCCCUGGAAGACCGAGUGAAGUAGCUUCCCCCAUCAGAAAACUGCCAGAAAGAGUAACUAAAGCUCAGGUAAAGUCCCCUCCAGUGUCUGUUGUUUCUGCAUUGCCCCACAGCUCAGCCGCCCCUGCCACUACGUCAAGACAUGAGCCCCAAAGACAAGCUAACAAGUUCCUUGAGGCCCUGACUGGAGAAGAUAACCAACAACGUAUAACAAAUCUGAACCUUAAGUUCGAUAAGAUGCAAAGAGGAUGGGUGCAAAUGGACAAAGAGGGUCAGCCAGCAAUAAAAUACAAAAACAAAGCAGACAGGCAGGCGGCUAUAUGGAAGAGUAAACGUAGGGCCAAGAAACCAAAGUCUUCGGAGCACCAGAAAUACUCUCCAGUUCAAAUGCUUUUCAUGAAAGGGUUUAAUCUCACCAGUAUUUGUCGCUGGUUCCUUGAAUCAACAGAAACAAAGUCCCUUGUCAUCGUGAAGAAGGUGAAUACUCGUCUUCCAUCAGAAACUCAGCUGUGCUUUCACAGCUCCUCCAGCGCAGGGACCUCUCAGGGGGUCUUUCCCAGCCUACAGGCGGAGCGCUUAAAGAAACACUUGAAAAAGUUUGCGAUUGCCUCUCCUGUAAAGAGCAACCCCAAGAGUCAGAAACUGAUCGCUAAAGCACUGGAGCAAGAGCCAUCUGCUGUCAAAGGGAAAGAGAGGAGAGAACUCCUUAGUACUACUCAGACUGUGAACGAGUCACACUCCUCUGCUCAAGCCAGGGCACAGACAGGGGAAGCUCAGAAAUCCUCAGGGAAACCAAGGAAUCCAGCGAGCGCAAGGAUCCUGAGAAAAUACUCAAACAUCAGAGGGAAGAUGCAGGUUCAGCAAACCAAUGUUAGACUGAAUAAGGCCUCAAAAACCUUAAAGAACAACAGUUUGAAGAGGCUGGCUAAAGCUAAGUCCACCACUACUAAGUCGAUUCUGAAACCAUCUCUGAAGGCUCAGAAAUCAGCCCUGCCUGUAACCAAACAAACGAAAGCAGCUAAAAUAGAAAAGAGGAAACUAUUGGCUGACAAAAAACCUACAAAGCAUCCUGUUCAGGAAAAGCCAGUGAAAGCUCAGAGCAGCGUUCGAGCUUCAAGAGAAACAAUUAAGAAAGAACUGCCAAAGAGAUCUUCUCAACGGCUUGGGUCUCCUAAAGUACCUGAACACAACACAGUGGAAACAUCUAAAAGCAAAGUGGACAGUAAGAAACAACCUGAAGCAGAGAAGGUAGAGGUUGAAAAACCUACUGUGAACAAAAUGAAUGCUUCCAGAGUCCAAACUAAAGAACCGUCACAAAGUACGGUCACUGAAAUCAAAGGUGCAGAGACUGCUGCUGCUGAAACCCCACAGCAGGGCCCGGUUCCAGUUUCACCCGACCAGGUACUAACAAGAUCACAGAGGAAAAUGGAGGCAGUGGUUCCUAUGAGCGGUAGCAAAAGUCCAGCUUUAAAGAAGACCACAAAGUCAGUUAAAGCCCCAAAUGCAUCUCCGAAACCGGUCAGGAAAGCAGACGAACCGACGCUGACGAGAAGCGGGGCUUUAAGGGGGCCGACGAAGAGAGGUCGGGCGGCCUCGUUGCCACGCAGCUCGGGUAAGGCAGGAACUAAGAAGGCUGAGCAGAUCUCAGAGACCCCAGCGAAGCGCACCAGGACAUCACUUGCAAAAUAGAACAGAGCGGCAGGGAGAGAGAGUUUUUAUUUUGUGGGUUUACUCGAUCUGUAAUACAUUCAUAAGGAACAGAAGUAUCUAUUUUUUAAUCUCACAACUUCCUCAGAGGAUCCCUUUUUUCAGGAGGCGGAGUUGUGAGGAAACAGAUUUUGAAAGUGAUUUAUGCUUUUGUAAAGCUUCAGUGUAAAAAUGCAAAUGUGACUGAAUAUGUGGUGAGCGUUUGCUCUCUGAUUACGGACGUCUCUCUAGUCCUACAUGAUGUCUAGCAGACGUAGUUGCUGUACGGCUUUAUCUCUCACUCUACGACACGGCUGGAGAUAACAACAGCCUUCAAAAACCCUUAUUUCUAAAGUUGGGAUAACUAACGUUGCAGUUCAUCGUGAGGUAGUUAUCAAGGUCAUUAAAUUCCUUCAUCUUGUUUCUGUGCUGCGGUUUUGUAUGUAAUUAUUGUUUUAGAUGAUAGCAUGCACUGAAGUGUUCAGAGAGCUUGCUAAGAGUCGGGAGAUCAGCUUUUGAGAAUCGUUACUCACAGUAAGUCGGCAGCUUGUAUCUCCAGCCUGUCUUCCAAUCACAACAUUGUGAAUAUGUGACUGUUGUGACCAGGUGCCUUAUUUAUGAAGUGUACAAAAUAAGAAUGUGUAAAAUGUGAAACUCCUGUCCUUUAGCUCUACCAGCUUUCUGUUCCUGGAGAGGCAGUCGACUUUGGCUUGCUUGAUGAAGAGUAUGCAAAUGAUUCCGUUCCACCUGGUGUAUGCCUCGUGCUUCAGCUGUAUAUUCCUCUGUUGACUGAUCUUCUCAGAGUUUCUGAUUUUUCUCUCGUCAGGCCCAUUUUCCUGAGCAUUAACAUAAAAAUUGUUCUCAUGUAGAUGUCAAAGCAAAUAUGAAAUCAUGUGUGUGUUCAGACUUUGUUGUUUUGGGUCAGUGCUCCUCGCCUUGUACCUUUUGCAGUCAUUUCUUAACGCUGCACCCAUCCCCCAUCGUCGUCCUCUCACAAUAGAGACUUCUCUUUUAAUCUUUAUCUGCGUCUGCAUGUGUAAAGUGUUGUUAAUGUGGAGACAGUUUUUGCAACUCUUUCGUAGAUCUUGCCCUCAUAGAACUGAGACCCUGAACUUUAUUUAUGCCCAGUGUAUUUGAAAAUAGUAACCCCAUCUAAGACUUUGUAUGCACAUACAGUGCCUGGUAAAAGCUGCACUGAAUAACAAUAUGACCUGACUUUGGGAUACUGGCUUGUGUCAAAAUAUUUCCUUGAUAUAAGACCUGAAAGUUUCUUCUAUUGUGUUGGUUUAUAUGAAUGAAGUAUAUGGGCCCUCUAGCAUUAAAGGCUGGGUGAUAACAUUGUCCCCAGUUACUCAGAAGUUCCAUGUGAACAUUUUGGAAUCAUACUUCUGUGUUUUCAAGUAUGUUGCAGUUUUAUUAUUAUUAUUAUUAUAUUGUUUUUUAUUGUCAUUGACUGUCAGGCAGAUGUUCUCAUAAUGUGAAGUCUUUACUUCCACAGUAGUCACAUGCAUUAGUGUGUCGUCAAAGAAAAAACACAUUUUCAGCACAGCGUUGUUGUUUUUUUUAUGGUCAUUUCUUCUUAGAGAGUAAUUCAUCUGUAAAUGGAAAAACAUGGAUGUCAUGUUUUUAUUGUUAUUUAAGAAUUCCUUGUAGGCUCAUGUAUUUAGCAAAUCUAAAACAGCCCACCAAAUACCAGACUUGAACAUGUUUAUUCUUUACAGUUGCUAUUUAAAGAUUUUGAUUUUGUAUAUUUAGAAAAGAAAUAACUGCUUUAUUUGUGGUAAUCCCAAGAAUGAUACAUCUUUAUGUUAAGAACUUUGUAUUUUUGCUGGAAUUGAUAUAAAGAUGUUUGAAUUUUAAA